CUAUCACACCCAGAUACCUCAUUCUAGACGCUUUAAAACGUGCAACAUGCCAUCACUAUCCUCGAAAAGCAAGCCCGCGGCAACAUCAGGAGCUCCUCCUAAAAACGCCUCUCUCAACUCGUCUGGACGCAAGAUCAUCCGGUAUCGCGGGCAUCAAUACUUGCGACAACGUCUGAUCCUAUGUCUGUUAUCGGGAAAGAGCGUCAGGAUAGAUGGAAUCAGAGAGGAUGAGGUGGAAGUCGGUUUAAAAGACUACGAGGUCUCCCUCCUUCGUCUCCUCGAAAAGAUCACCAACGGCACGACGAUCGAAAUCUCCUACACCGGAACAACAGUCCUCGUCCACCCCGGUCUCCUCCCCGGCGGUUCCUACACCCACACCUGUCCCCUCACCCGCCCCAUCGGCUACUUUCUAGAAACCCUCCUCGUGCUCGGCCCAUUCGGGAAACGUCCCCUAGAAGUCCGACUAGAGGGGAUAACGGGGGAAGAAGGCAGGGAUAUGAGCGUAGACAUGUUGAGGACGGUCGGGUUGCCGACGUUACACCUUUUUGGGGUCAUCGAGGGGCUGGAGUUGCAGAUCAAACGACGCGGGGCGGCCCCGUUGGGAGGUGGGAUGGUCGUUUUCAAGUGUCCCGUGGUGAAGAAUGUCAAGACGCUAGAUUUCGUGGAUCCCGGUAGGAUCAAGCGGAUACGAGGUAUCGCGUACUCGACCCGAGUCUCACCGCAAUUCGCCAACAGGAUGGUCGAGGCCGCUAGAUCAGUAUUGAACCGAUAUAUCCCGGACAUUUACCUAUACACCGACGUCUACAAGGGAGAGGAGAGCGGCAAAUCACCCGGUUACGGUCUAACGCUCUUAUCCCAAUCGACCACCUCGGCCCUCCACACGGCAGAGACCAUCUCCAUCCCCGCCACCUCCCGCGCAAACCCUUCCGACCACUCCACCCCCUCCUCCGAACAAGCCUUUCAGACCCCUGAAGACCUGGCUCUCAACGCGGCGAGGGCCUUGCUGGAGCAAGUCAGCCGGGGUGGAUGCGUGGACGAGUCUUACCAGUGGCUGGUCUGCAUGUUGAUGGUCCUCGGGAGCGAGGAUGUGGCGAGGUGUAGGAUGGGGACGUUGACGCCAUUGACCGUUCAAUGGUUACGCGACAUCAACGACUUUUUCGGAGUCAGGUUCAAGAUCACGCCGAUCGCUCAGCAUCACGCUGGCAAUAUCAAGCAGACGGGUCCCAACGAAAACAAGGGCGAGAACAAGGAUGGCAGCGAGAGCGACAAUGACGAGGAUGAUGAGGAAAACGAGCGGACCAUCGGCGGGAUCAAGGUCAAGGGGGUCGUUGACAGCCAGAACGACAAGGUGAAACGGCUGGUACCGGACGAGGUCAUGGUCAGCUGCGUCGGGAUUGGGUACGGCAACAUCAACAGGAGCACGGCAUAAGAACGUGGCUUCUGGGAGGGCUUGUAUCGUAUCGUAUUCUAUUCCUUCUUUUGGCAUAUAUGGUGGGGCGCAGGUUGUAUCGACAUUCAUGUUUAUAGUUCCGGGGAUAACGGCUUGCAUCGGCCGAUCUCGAAGCAUCGACCGAUGACAUCCAGGCGGUUUUGAGGGAUGAGCUCGGAUCCUCGAGAUGUUCGGAUUCGUUCGG
Molecule: messenger RNA, 1634 nt
Organism: Filobasidium floriforme
Lineage: Eukaryota; Fungi; Basidiomycota; Tremellomycetes; Filobasidiales; Filobasidiaceae
Product: RNA 3'-terminal phosphate cyclase/enolpyruvate transferase
Exons: 5
Coding region: 47-1429 (460 amino acids)
Biological process (GO): ribosome biogenesis; endonucleolytic cleavage of tricistronic rRNA transcript (SSU-rRNA, 5.8S rRNA, LSU-rRNA)
Cellular component (GO): nucleolus
Molecular function (GO): RNA endonuclease activity
Source: RefSeq, a predicted model, not a curated record